Molecule: messenger RNA, 7108 nt
Organism: Hypanus sabinus (Atlantic stingray)
Lineage: Eukaryota; Metazoa; Chordata; Chondrichthyes; Myliobatiformes; Dasyatidae
Product: mitogen-activated protein kinase kinase kinase 10-like
Exons: 4
Coding region: 1-1470 (489 amino acids)
Source: RefSeq, a predicted model, not a curated record
AUGACCUGCUGUCCGCCGCCCACUCAGCUGUGGUUGUGCGGCGACGUCGGCCUGGUGCGUGACUGUGUUGUUUCCCCUUUGGCAGUGACUCCGGGCGAGGGCUGCCAGACCUGGGGCCGGACCGCGGUGUACAAGCAGGAGGAGUUCGAGGGCCACAGGAAGAAGGGGAGAACCUGGGGGCCCAGCUCGACUCAGCCGAAGGAACGGCUUGGCGGUGAGGAGAGGUUGAAGUCUCUGGGAGAUGGCAGCAAGUUCUGGUCAUCCAGUGCUCCAAGUUUGGGGAAAAGUCCCCGGCACCUUCCCAUUACAAUGGGAUUCGCCAGUCUCACUGAGAUGGAGGGCCUGACUCCCAGCACAGGAGGAUCCCACCGCCCACUCCAGUCCCCAGGCCUCCAGGACAGCGAGGGGAGCACGGCAGAGGAGUGCCCGGCCCUACUGCCAGGGUUAGGGGAGAGCCCGAGCCGGGGCGCCCACCGACGGAGGAGGGAUCUGGCGCUCCUGGGCUGCGCCAGCGUCCUGAGCUCGGUGGGGCUAGGCCUGGACCUGCUGGAACUGGGCAGGCAGCAGUCCGCACAGGAGGAGCAGGAGGCCCGGGAGGAACGGCGCAGGCCUGAGGGCCUCUUCCAGUGGGGAGGCCGCAGCCGCUGCUCCAGCAGCCCAAACCGCCGGCCCUCGGCCUUACCCUCUCUGGAGGUCUCCUCCUCCGUCACCCUCCUCUCCCUCUCCUCCUUCUCCGACUGUAACUCCACUCGCUCCCUGCUGCGCUCCGACAGCGAGGAGGGUGGUGGAGGGGGCCAGGAGGAGGGGCCGCAGAGUGCCGCUGCCCCCCGUGGCAACCCGCUGGUGGACCUGGCGGCCGAGAGCUUCAAAAAGGAGCCCGGGCUGUCCCUCACCCCCACCCAUGUCAGCACUGCCUCUGCCGUCAGCCAUCGGCACAGGAGGAUUCCGUCGGACGGCGCUAUCCGCCAGCCCCCACCGCCGGGACGGGCGCACAGGAGGACUCCGUCAGAUGGCAGUUCACAGGACCUGACAGGAGCAGGCUCUCUGAAGGAUCCCUCGGAGAUCCCUCGACUCCCGGACCCUGCCUCCUUCCUACCCCCCAUCCUGCGGCAGAAGGCCUCAGACAAGAACGCGGCGCUAGAGAGGCCAAAGACACUGGAGUUUGCACCCAGACCCAGGCCUUCGGCGGGGAGGCCCCGGAUUGACCCCUGGCGUUUCGUCUCCCUCAGCCGGACCCUCAGCUCUUCACCAGCCAGCAGCACCGAGACACCCAGCAAUACCGACUCUGGCGGCAGCGCAACUGACGAGAGACUCUGUGCCUCCGUCUUAUCCGGCUCGGACACGGGGCGCAGCCUGCUGGACACGGACAUGGAGGGGCAGACAGCGGACGGGACGGUGCCCCUCUGCCGAGCCGAUCUGGCUCCCCACAAGGAGUCUAUCUACAGCGUGGAGGAGGGUCAUAUGCGUUGAAACCACCAGGCCCCAAACACAUUGCCCCUGGCAACCAGCUACUCAAUUUGUGGCACCUUGGAACGUUGCUGGGAUUAGUGUUUUGAUUGGGCGGCUUAAGCCACUGACAGGAUUUGGUAUUCUGAUUGGGUGCUUCAAACCACUGACAACAUCUAGUGUUCUGAUUGGGUGGCUCAAAUCCUUGACCAUAAAUUGGCAGGAUCCUCUGUUCUGAUUGGGCAGCAGAAAGUUUUGAACCGUCCAUUCUGGGUGCAAGGUUGAACAGCCAGCCAUCUGAUUGGAUAGUGCAUCAUCCGAGUGGUCAGGCCUCAGUGGUUGAAAUGUUUAGCCUCAAAAGGUGAUGGAGCAGACCUGGCCACAGUAAAUCCUCUCUCACCCCACAGGAGAGUAUUUCAGCAGAAGAUCCUUACCAGAAGCAGGUCAUGUGGGUUUCCAGUUCUCCCUCCUCCUUGAAUUAGGCCUCGGGCUGCUCUUGCUGGUCAAACGGGGAUGAAAGAAAACAGCACAAAUGCUCCCCAUCCUCUUACAACAGCCAGUAAUGUUCAGGAGGACCUUUGGAUUCCAGAGAUCCUAGCAGCGGGCCUCUCUGAUCCAUGAAGCCAACCGUCCCUCCCAUUUUCCCCUUGCACUGACCCUCCACCGUUGAGGGGUGAUGCUUUCUGCCGCUGGAGCAGGAUGUAAAGUUCUGCUGCCAAAGUGGCAGAGUGACGUGGCCUCCAAUCAGGAAGGUGGCCUGAUUGAAGGAUUUCUACUCUGCUGUUCUGGUCCAGGUUGUUUAACCCUCCGAGCAGCGAUGGGGACUGGAGACUUCGAGGUACAAUUGCACCUCGGACUGGCACACCAAAGCCAGAAGCUGAAGAACUGUGUUUGUGCCGUUGUGUCGACACCUGGUUAUGAGUUGAGGGCAGCCGUUAUGUUUUGGGGGAAGGGCCAGUGGGGAAGCUCAGCUGGGUUCCAGGCUCCUGGAAUCCUGUCUUUCUAAUGUGCUGAAGGACAAAGGGAAUCUCACGGAUGAGAGCCAGCUUUAUUAUCACUGACCGAUAUUGGGGAAUGUUGUUUUGUGCAACAGUACAGUGCAAUACGUACAAUUACCAGAAACUACAAUAGAGGAGAUCAAUGUGUAAGCAGAGCAAACUGGUGAGGUAGGCACACUAUAGCAAGGCACGACAGCGGCUGUGUUCCAUUAGCAGUUUGAGGAGAUUUGGUAUGUCACCAAAGACACUCGCAAAUCUCCGCAGAUGUACUGUGGAGAACAUUCUGAGUGGCUGCAUCACCGUCUGGUAUGGUGCACUGCGUAGGAUUGAAAUAAGCUGCAGAGACUUAUAAAUUCAGUCAGCUCCAUCGUGGGCGCUAGGCUCUUGUAGUAUCCAGGUCAUCUUCGAGGAGCGAUGCCUCAAAAAGGCUGCUUUUAUCAUUAAGGACCCUCUUCACCCAGGGCGUGCCCAGGAAGGAGGGACAGAAGCCUGAGGGCACACAGUCAACAGUUCAGUAACAGCUUCUUCCCCUCUGCCAUCCAAAUUCGGAAUGGAUGUUGAACCCUGAAUACUACCUCACUACUUUUUUAUUCCCAUUUUUGCACUACUUAUUUAACUUAACUAUUUAAUAUAUAUAUAUAUAUAAAAUUAAUGUAAUUCAGUUUUUUUCUAUUAUUCGGUAUUGCAUUGUACUGCUGUCAGAAAUACAACCAAUUUUGUGACAUAUGCCAGUGAUAUUAAAUCUGUUUCUGAUAUCUUCUUGCUCCUGUAUCUCCUCAUCGAAGGUAGUAAUGAGAAGAGGGUAUGUCACAGGUGGUGAGAAUUAUUAAUGAUGGAUGCCACUCUCAUCUCCAAUCAUAUUCCUUCUUCUUCAGCCCUUUUCCUCUUCCACCUAUCACCUCCCAGCUUCUUACUUCAUCCCCCCUCCCCUACCUACCCUCCUUCCCCCUCACCUUCCAGCUUGUACUCCUUCCCCCACCUUAUCCCGGCUUCUUCCCCCUACCUUUCUAGUCCCGAUGAAGGGUCCCAGCCUGAAACGCUGACCUUUUAUCCCCCUCCACAGACUGGCCCUCUGAGCUCUUGCGGCAUUUUGUGUGUGAUUUACAUGAGGAUUUGUUGCAAUCAGAGCAAACUGCCGAAAAAGGCGGCAGAAGCAAAUUCAAGUCCCAGCAUCAGAUUGGAUCAUUUUGCAGCCCAGGAGAGCGUUCACUCCAUUUGUUCCCUGUGUUGUCUCUUUGGAAGAAAGCCCUGAAAGACAAUUACUUGUAGGACAGUGCGGAAGAGAGAAGGGGGUGAGACUAGUGGCAGAACUUGCUCCGAGAAGUAAGGGGAUCAGAAAACGAAUUCUAAAUAGAAUUGCCAUGGAAAAAUCUAGAACUAGGGCCCGUGUUGGCUUCCUUAAUAAACUGUGGUACAGUGUACCUGUUUAAUGAAUCUACAAAGAGUCCCGAUAUAAGGUCUCACCCGAAGCGUUGACUGUUCACCCAUUUCCACAGGUGUUGCCUGGUCUGCCGAGCUGCCCCAGCGUUGUGUGUGCUUUUUGCCCUGGAUUCCCACCGAUCUUGUGUUUAAAUCUUCCCCAAGGUUAAGCUUUGCCGGCUGCGUUGCUUGAACUUUUCUGGUUUCUAGGACCGGACUGAGUGGUUCUUGGAGGGAAAGUAUUUCUGCACAGCUUUAACCGUGAAAGGGAACUGUUUUCCAAAUGGAGAGAAAGUUUAAAAAUCCGAGGUGCAAAGAGACUUGACAGUCCUCGUGCAGGAUUCGCUGAAGGUUAAUUUGCAGGUUGAGCGAGCUGGUGGCGAGGGAGGAAAACACAAUGUUAGCGUUCAUUUCGAGAGGACUGGAAUACAAGAGCAAGGAUGUAAUGAUGAGGCUUUGUAAAGCCUGGUGAGGCCUCACUUGGAGUAUUGUGAGUAGUUUUGGUCCCCUUAUCUGAGAGAGGAUGUACUGAAGCUGGAGAGAGCUCAAAGGAAGUUCACAAAAAUGAUUCCAGGAUUGAACAGCUUGUCAUAUGAAGAGUGUUUGAUGGCUCUGGGCCUGUACUCACUGGAAUUCAGAAGAAUGAGGGGUGACCUCAUUGAAACCCAUUGAAUGUGGAAAGGCCUCGAUAGCAUGGAUGUGGAGAGGAUGUUUCCUAUUAUGGGAGAGUCUAGGACUAGAAGACACAGCCUCAGAAUAGAGGAGUGCCUUAAAAUGGAGGUGAGGAGGAAUUUCUUUCGCCAGAGGGUGGUGAAUCUGUGGAAUUGUCACAGGUGGCUGUGGAGGCCAGGUCAUAAGCUGUACUUAAGGCAGAGGUUGAUAGAUUCUUGAUUAGUCAGGGCAUGAAGGGAUACAGGGAGAAAGCAGGAGAUUGGGACUGAGAGAGGAAGUGGAUCAGCCAUGAUGGAAUGGUAGGGCAGACUGGAUGGGCCAAAUGGCCUGUAUGCACUCCUUCAUAAAUACAGGUCAGGUUUAGUUAGCAAAUCUUACUGCAGGAAAGGAGUUAAUUUGCCAUCUGCUGCAGCGAAUGGUGAGGGACCACAUUUGGACUUAAACCCAGGUCUGUAUAAGCCAGAAACCAUUCAUUAGGUCACCAAAAGGAGUCCAUUAAAUAAGGAAGUGAUUUGAAAUCGAGAGCAUUUGCACUCCCCCACCUGGUAAUAAUGAACACGAGGUAGAUGACUUAAUAGUUGUGAAAACUGUGAGGUGAUUGACUUUGGAAGGCAGAGGUCAGGGAUUCUCAGCAGCAUGGAGGAGCGGAGGGAUCUCUGUUGGACCUUCAUUAGUCGGAGGACUGCGUUCAAGGGCCGCUAGGUAGUGUUGCAACUCUAUAAAACUCUGGUUAGAACACACUUGGAGAAUCACCUACCGCUUCGUGCUCUUCCUCCCCUCCCCCCACCUUCUCACUCCGACCUCAACUUUUUCCCCAGCCCGAAACGUCGACUUUAUUUAUUCCCUUCCAUGGACACUGAAGUCCUCCGGCAUUUUGUGUGCGUUGCCUUGGAGUUAUGUGCUCAGUUCCGGUCCCCUCACUAUACGAAGGACGUAGAAGCUUUAGAGAGGGGAUUUACUGGGAUACUGCCUGGAUUAGAGAGGGUGCCUCUCGAGGAGAGGUUGAGCAAGCUAGAGCUCCUCUCUUUGGAGCGAAGAAGGAUGAGAGGUGACUUGAUAGAGGUGUACAAGAUGAUAAAAGGCAUAGAUCGAGUGGACAGCCGGAGACUUGUUCCCAGGGUGGCAAUGGCUAAUAUGAGGGGGCAUCAUUUUAAGGUGAUUGGAGGGAGAGAAUGGGGGGGGGUUGUUAGAAGUAGGAUUUUUUUUUAAACAUGUAAAGUAGUGGAUGCGUGGAACAUGCUGCCAGAGGUGGUGGAAGAGACGGGGGCAUUUGGGACAUUUAAGAGACUCUUAGAUGAGCACAAGGAUGAAAGGAAAAUGGAGGGUUAUGGGGGAAGAAAAGAGCUAAAAGGUUGGCAUAACAUGAUGGACAAAAGGGCAUGUACUGUACUAUACUGUUAUUAAAUCUUUGCUUUUGAUUUAUUGAUGUCUUCCAAGCUGGAGACUGAUUAGCCCCCAGUGACUUUCUCCAUAAUCUGGCACAGCUGCUAUUCCUUGCCAAGGUUAACGGUUUACUGUACAUUGCGCUAUCAAACUUUUCUCAUAACAGAGUAUUCUCUCGGAGUCUGACCUCUUCAUUAACUGGGCGAGAGCUGCACGAAAGAAUUGUGUUAAUCUCCUGUAAAAGUGACAGCCCCAUCCUUGGCGUGGAGUGUUACACCUGGCGGUCACUCCGUUAGCUACACCUGUGCGCCUGCCUGUCAAUGCAAAUAUCUAAUCAGCCAAUCAUGUCAAAGCUUAAGAGCACGCAGACAUGGUCGAGGCUCAUUUGUUGUUCAGAGCAAACAUAAGAAUGGGGAGGAAUGUGAUCUCAGUUGUUUUGACCGUGGAAUGAUUGUUGGUGCCAGAUGGCGAGGUUUGAGUAUCUCUGAAUCUGCUGAUUAUCUGGGAUUUUCAUGCACUACAGUUUCUAGAGUUUGUACAGAGAAUGGCACUAAAACCAAAAGCUGUCCGGUGAGAGGCAGUUCUGUGGGAGAAAUCGCCUUGCUAAUGAGAGAGGUCAGAGAAUAGACAGCUGGUUCAAGCUGACGGGAAGGUGUCAGUCAUUCCAACCACACAUUAAACCAGUGGUGUGUGCAGAAGAGUAGCUCUGAAUGCCUGACACACUGAACCGUGAAGUGAAUGGUCUAUAGCAGCGGACAUACACUCAAUGGCCACUCUAUUAGUUACCUCCUGUACACCUUUCUAUACAAGACACUUCAGAAGGAGUUUGAGAGAAUUCCAAUCGCUGUAUAAUAAAAGAAGGAAGAAUAUUAUUUUUUUUCUUUCAAACUGGGUCCACUCGUGCCCAAUCAUUGCAAUCUCAGUCAGGUACACUAAUUAAAUAUGUAAAUUAUGUAAAUGAAGGUAAAUAAUAUGCAAGCACCUGCCCACGCACUGUAAGGACAUACUGAGGAUGCAAAAAAAAACUUCAUGGGAGAUGCAAUAUAAGCUGUCUAGGAAUGGUGUUUAAAUUUUUAACUCUGUGUAAAUACCUGUAAAUUAUUAUCUAAAAUUUGCCAGGAUCUCCUGGCUGAUUUAUCCUUAAAUUAUACCGUGAGACAAAUGGUGGAUCUGUGAUUUGUAGAGGAAAU